Molecule: messenger RNA, 3279 nt
Organism: Melozone crissalis (California towhee)
Lineage: Eukaryota; Metazoa; Chordata; Aves; Passeriformes; Passerellidae
Gene: FBH1
Product: F-box DNA helicase 1
Exons: 21
Coding region: 182-3154 (990 amino acids)
Biological process (GO): replication fork processing; double-strand break repair via homologous recombination
Cellular component (GO): nucleus
Molecular function (GO): ATP binding; protein binding; hydrolase activity
Source: RefSeq, a predicted model, not a curated record
GGGUUUGGAAAGGACAUUCUGGAGGGAAAACAGGGAGCAGCUCCAACUCCAUCCCAAAUCUUUCUCAUCCCUCUGGAGCUUCCCCCUCCAUCCUGUCAUCCUUUGGCUUCCCAGCUGGAAUGUCGUGCCCUGGCUGACACUGGAAGCCACACGGGAAAUCGGGAAAAAAUAGGAAUGCAGGAUGCGGCGCCGCCGGCAGCUCACAGCCCCCGAGUGCGCGGCCCUGGCCCGGAGCCCCGAGGGCUCGGCCCCGCUGCGGCACCCCCUGAGCCUGCCCCGAGGAGGAGGAGGGCGAAACCGGGGCCUUCAUCCCAUCCACGGCACGCGGAGACACCCCAGAGCCCCAGACCAGCAGAGGAAGAUCUCGGAUUUCUUCGGGAUCCUGAAGUCGCCGCAGGCGGGAGGCGCUGGGAUGCCGGGCCGUGGGAUCAAGGAGGAGCCCCUGGAUCCCUUCUCCCCUGGAGCUCCUGCUUCCUUCAGCCCCCCCUCCCUCUCCCCGCCUCCCCAGGCCUUGGUGCCACCUCCCAGGCCACAUUCCAGGAAAAGAGCAAUUCCCAAAGCAGAGCAGGAGCUCUGGGAGGAGCCUGAGGAGAAGGUCCCGGAGCUCGGUGGGAUCCGGCAGGAAUGGGAGGAGCUGGAGGUGGAGCCCCUUCCCGAUUCCCACUUCGGGCUGCUGGGCACGCGGAGCUGGCAGGUUCCUCAGGGGUCCAUGGAGGACCUUCCUCCCGAGAUCCUCAGGAACAUUUUUGCUUUCCUGCCAGUUCUGGAUCUGUACCAGAACCUGAGCCUGGUGUGCCGCUGCUGGAGGGAGAUCAUCCGGGACCCGCGGUUCAUCCCUUGGAAGAAGCUCUACCAGCAGUUCCUGAGGAGGGAGCAGUCGGCCCUGCUGAGGGUGGAGCAGCUCCUGCAGGAAUUCUCCAUGGCCCAGGAGCACCAGGGCUGUGUGCUGGGGCUGGUCAGGUUGGUGUCCUGCACAGGAGCCAGGGUGGAUCCCAGCAGGCUUCUCCAGCUCUUGGGAACCCAUCCCCUCUUCCCCAAGGCUCAGUUCUGUGUCCUCAGCAAAUUCCCAGAUUUGCACAGCAAGCCUGGGGCAGAGAAGAUGUGGGCCAUGUUUGCUGUCAUGGUGCUGUUCUCUGAUGGCGUUGGGGACAUCCAGAGGCUGCUGGAAUGUUUCCGGAGCCCGCGCUCGGAGCUGGCCCUGCUGGAGGUCACCGAGGUGCUGCACUGCAUGGCCACGCUGCUGCUGGCCAUGAGGAACAGGAGCAUCCCCAUCUCCAACAGGCUUCACUACAAUAUUUUCUACUGUUUGUAUCUGAUGGAAAAUGCCUCUGGAAUUGUGCAGCCUCUGCAAGAGGGAGGGAUGGAUUUGUGUCCCAGUGGACGGGCUGAUGUCAGACUGACCCAUGAACAGCAGAGGAUUCUGAGUCACAAAAUUGAGCCUGGCCAAACAGUGAAAAUAAUGGCAUUUGCAGGCACAGGGAAAACCUCGACCUUGGUGAAGUACGCGGAGAAAUUCUCGGAGCUGAAAUUCCUUUACCUGGCUUUUAACAAAGCUGUGGCAGAGAAGGGGAAGAUGGUUUUCCCAAAGAAUGUCACCUGCAAGACCUUCCACUCCUUGGCUUUUGGAAGCGUGGGGAGACGCUACAAAGAGAAAGGCAAGCUGAACUUCUCCAAGAUGUCAGUUUAUUCCAUCAGCUUCCUCCUGCGGAACAGGGAGGGCCAGUCCCUGUUUGUGAGAGGGAAAACGGUGUCCCAGACCUUGGGCAACUUCUUCUCCUCCUCAGAUGAGGAGAUCUCUGAGGAGCACGUGCCCCUGUGGUUCAAAAACACUCACGGGAACAUGGAGCAAGUGAGCCCACAGGAAAAGAGGAUCAAUGUGGAAGAGGCCAAAGAGAUUUGGCACAACAUGAAGAAGCUGGAUGGAGAUGCAGAGAAGAAAUACAAGAUGACUUGUGAUGGAUAUUUGAAACUCUGGCAGCUCAGCAAGCCCCAGCUCUUGGGAUACCAUGCCAUUUUUGUGGAUGAAGCCCAGGAUUGCACUCCAGCCAUCGUGGAUAUUGUACAAUCCCAAAACUGUGGGAAAAUCCUGGUGGGAGACCCUCACCAGCAGAUCUACACCUUCAGGGGUGCUGUCAACACCCUGUACCUGGUGCCUCACACCCACGUGUACUACCUGACCCAGAGUUUCAGGUUCGGCCCCGAGAUCGCCUACGUGGGAGCCACGAUCCUGGAUGUGUGCAAAGGGAUCCGCAGCAAAACCCUGCUGGGAGGGAACCAAAGGGGGGACGUGCGGGGAGCCCGGCAGGGGAAGAUGGCGCUGCUGUCCCGCAGCAACUGGAACGUGUUUGAGGACGCCGUGGAAUUCUCUGGGAGAGACCCCCCGGCCAAAAUCCACGUCAUUGGGGGAUUGGAGAGAUUUGGCCUGAGUAAAAUUUAUGAUAUUUGGAAGCUCAGCCUGCCUGCAGAUGUCAGGAAAAACUCACACCUGGAGAUCGAGGAUCCCUUCAUCAGGAGGUGGGCCGAGGCCGAGGGGCUGCCGGGGCUCAGGGAAUUCGCGGCGCGCGUGGACGACAGAGAGCUGGAGGUGAAGAUCUCCAUCGUGGAGAAGCACAGGGACAGGAUCCCCGAGCUGGUGAGCAGGAUCAGGGCCAGCCACGUGGCCCAGGAGGCCCUGGCAGAUUUUCUCAUCGGCACCGUGCACCAAGCCAAGGGCCUGGAGUUCGACACCGUUUGUGUCGCGGAUGAUUUUGUGCAAAUCCCUUCUGUCACUGGGGCCUUCCUGAGGAGAAUGAACAUUGCCCUUGACAGGACCCCUGAGGACGAGUGGAACCUGCUCUACGUGGCCGUGACCAGGGCCAAGAGGUGCCUGCUGAUGUCCAAAUCCCUGGAAAACCUUCUGUCUCUGGCUGGAGAGCGUUUCCUGCGGGUGGAGCUGCUCAGUGAGGCUGGGAAGGACAAGGCUGGAGCUGCUAUUGCUUGUUGUGUGCCAGGAUGCACAAAUUCCCUGGAAGUCACCUCGGGGCUGGUGGUGAAGAAGCUCCCGUUGACUCACAGCGACAGCAGCCAGGAUCCAGGGGGAUUCCUUUGCCAGGCUUGCACCUGGCUGUUCUUUGGCUCCCUGACCUCACUCACCUCUGUCCCAGCGAUCCAGUAGGAGCCCAUCCAGCUCUAACAAAGCCCUCCAGCUUCCCAGAGCUAUCUGGAUGUGGGACAGAUCCUCUUGGCACAUCCCAGCUCCAAAAUCAGGUGGAUGUUGGAGCAGGAUUUCAGCCCAGCUCC